UCUUCCCUAUUCGAUAAGGACUAAAAUCCCAUCAAAGAUAAAAACCGUAUUACAUAACAUUAUGACAACUGUUUAUCUAAUUUGAUUUUUCUUAUCCGUUGUAGACACCUACUUUCAGUACUAAAGUCAGUACGCAAAAUAAUCAAUUCGCAAGAAUUUACGUAAACAAUUUAUUUUUAAGCCGCUGCCGCGAGCUGUACUGUCGAAAUGUUCCCUCCGACACGUAUUAGGAGUUGUCUUCCUGUUAUAAAUCCGUUAUUUAGACAGAAAUUGCGCCCACAUAGACCUUUUCGCCAGACUGCUACGCUCCACAAUCAAAGCCAAACAAAGACACUACAACGAAAUAAAUGGAUGAGUUUUAGAUCUAUAAUUACUCGAUGGGUGCCGUUAGGAAGUGCUAUUUACGUCGGAUGGUGUUAUAUUCGUGCAAGCAUUAACUAUGAAGUCUCAAAAGUGGAAAUUUUAUUCUACGAAAUGUUCCCCUUCCGUGUUACAAGUCGUAUUUGGGGAAAAAUCGCUGCCUGUGAGCUUCCUACAUCGCUACGAAGCUUUGUGUACGGUACGUACAUUAAAAUGUUUAAUGUUAACUUGAAUGAAGCUGAGUAUACUGAUCUUAAGUAUUAUAAAAGUCUGUCAGCGUUUUUUACUCGACCGUUAAAAGAAGGUGCGAGAUAUAUUUCGCCGUCUCCUUGUGUCUCUCCCGCUGAUGGCGUGGUUUUAAACUGUGGGCCUGCAGACACAGACAAGAUUGAGCAAGUCAAAGGAGUUACAUAUAGCCUAGAAGAGUUUCUCGGUGAAAAUAAAUGGGCAAAGAGAAAAGAGGACUCAUAUUACGACUCUUUACUGACAAACAAAGACAAUAUACUCCAUCAAUGUAUUAUUUAUCUCGCCCCUGGAGAUUAUCAUAGAUUCCACUCACCGUGUGACUGGACUGCCACUUUCAGAAGACACUUUUCAGGCAAACUCUUGUCGGUAAACCCAUGGUUAGCGAGACUGAUACCCGGUUUGUUUGCGAUCAAUGAACGAGCGGUCUAUGUUGGCGAAUGGAAACAUGGCUUCUUCAGUAUGACUGCUGUUGGAGCAACAAACGUUGGUUCCAUAGAAAUUUAUAACGAUCCCGAAUUACGAACGAAUACUAAAGGACGAAGGAAUCGGAUAAACGAAUUAGAAUUGGGAGCGGUUUCAAUGAAGAAAGGUGAGCUAUUCGGUCAAUUCAACAUGGGGAGUACGAUUAUUUUACUAUUUGAGGCUCCGAAAGACUUUAAAUUUGACAUGGCAUCCGGUGACAAGGUGCUCGUAGGGCAAGCGUUGACCGCAGCUGCAAAAGAGGUGUCUAGAUGACCUGUCUACGACGAUUUUGUUUGCGUAGCCCAAGUUAUCAUGUUUUUUUACGUUAUGUUAAUUUUUAUGUGAAUUCGUUGAUUGUUUUUGGCUUUUGACCACCGUAGUGUGACCGUUGCUAUGGUUACGUUAUUUGUGUAUAUAGAGUUGAUUGGUCUUCCA
Molecule: messenger RNA, 1503 nt
Organism: Helicoverpa armigera (cotton bollworm)
Lineage: Eukaryota; Metazoa; Arthropoda; Insecta; Lepidoptera; Noctuidae
Gene: Pisd
Product: phosphatidylserine decarboxylase proenzyme, mitochondrial
Exons: 1
Coding region: 208-1341 (377 amino acids)
Biological process (GO): phosphatidylethanolamine biosynthetic process
Cellular component (GO): mitochondrion
Molecular function (GO): phosphatidylserine decarboxylase activity
Source: RefSeq, a predicted model, not a curated record